AUGCUGAGCAUGUGGACUAUCACAUUCCUACUGCUGGGAGCAGCCAGUGGAAAAGAAGUUUGCUAUGAUGAACUCGGGUGCUUUUCUGAUGAGGAGCCUUGGGCAGGGACUGCAAUCCGACCCCUGAAAAUCCUCCCUUGGAGCCCUGAGAAGAUUGGCACCCGCUUCCUGCUCUACACCAAUGAAAACCCAAACACCUUUCAAACUCUCCUUCUCUCUGAUCCAUCCACGAUCGAGGCAUCAAAUUUUCAAACAAACAGGAAGACCCGCUUCAUCAUCCACGGAUUCAUAGACAAGGGAGAUGAUGGCUGGCUGCUGAACAUGUGUAAGAACAUGUUCCAGGUGGAGGAGGUGAACUGCAUCUGUGUGGAUUGGAAGAAGGGCUCCCAAACCACAUACACACAGGCCGCCAACAAUGUGAGGGUGGUGGGUGCGCAGGUGGCCCAGAUGCUCAGCAUUCUCAAGACCAACUACAACUACUCGCCUUCUGAAGUCCAUCUCAUUGGCCACAGCCUGGGAGCUCACGUGGCCGGAGAGGCUGGCAGCAGGACCCCGGGCCUGGGCAGGAUUACGGCAUUGGAUCCCGUAGAAGCCAGUUUCGAGGGCACUCCUGAAGAGGUUCGCCUGGACCCCUCCGAUGCACUCUUCGUCGAUGUGAUUCACACAGAUGGAUCUCCCUUGAUCCCGUUCUUGGGUUUUGGAACAAACCAGCAGGUGGGCCACAUUGACUUUUACCCCAACGGAGGGGAGAACAUGCCAGGAUGCAAGAAGAAUGCCCUGUCGCAGAUCGUGGAUCUAGAUGGCAUCUGGGCAGGAACCCGGGACUUUGUGGCUUGCAAUCACCUAAGAAGCUACAAGUACUACUCAGAGAGCAUUCUGAACCCGGAUGGAUUCGCUGCAUACCCUUGUGCUUCCUACAGGGAUUUUAAAGCCAACAAGUGCUUCCCCUGUCCGGAAGAAGGGUGCCCGCAGAUGGGUCACUACGCUGAUAAGUUUGCUGGCAAGACAAGUGCUGAGCCCCAGAAGUUCUUCCUGAACACGGGAGAAUCCAGCAAUUUUGCUCGCUGGAGAUAUGGGGUUUCCAUCACAGUGUCCGGGAGAACAGCCACCGGUCAGAUCAAAGUUGCUCUGUUUGGAAACAAGGGAAACACUCACCAGUUCGACGUCUUCAAGGGAGUCAUCUUGCCAGGCACAACCCACUCCACUGAGUUUGAUGCAGAGCUUGAUGUUGGAACAAUCGAGAAAGUCAAGUUUCUCUGGAAUAACCACGUGAUCAACCCAACCCUUCCCAAAGUGGGUGCAGCCAAGAUCACCGUGCAGAAGGGAGAGGAGAAGACAGUGUACAACUUCUGUAGCGAACAAACUGUGAGAGAAGAUGUCCUGCUCACUCUCACGCCCUGUUAA
Molecule: messenger RNA, 1404 nt
Organism: Elephantulus edwardii (Cape elephant shrew)
Lineage: Eukaryota; Metazoa; Chordata; Mammalia; Macroscelidea; Macroscelididae
Gene: PNLIPRP1
Product: pancreatic lipase-related protein 1
Exons: 12
Coding region: 1-1404 (467 amino acids)
Biological process (GO): lipid metabolic process
Molecular function (GO): triacylglycerol lipase activity; protein binding
Source: RefSeq, a predicted model, not a curated record